CAAAAACAAAUCGAAUGUUUUUCCGUUGUUUUAUUCGAAUAGCCAACAUUAGUCGAUAUAGUGGUGGGUGUGUGUGUGUGUGUUUGAUGUGUUCGAUGGGUGGAUGAUGCCGCCUAUCUGAUUAUUCUGAAAUUCCAACAAAAAACAAAAAAUUCCUGGUUUCAACAAUGUGAUUCAUUUUCAAAUGAAAUUUUCUUCUUUCUUUUCUCGUCACCCUCAUUUCAAACAAACAAAAAACAAUUAUGAUUGUGCGUGGGUGUAUUGUGUGAAAUUCGUUCGAAAGAUCAAUAAAAAAAACUAGUCAUUGAUUUUGUUUGUUAAACAAUCAAAAAAAAAAAGGAUUGCAUCAAUUAAUCAUCAUGCCAGAACAACAUAAACGUAUCUGGUUUCAUCGAAAUCGAAUCAAUUACAAUGAUUUUAAUUCAUUGAUGAUGAUAAUAAUUUUAUCAAUAUUAUCAUCAUCAACAUUGUUGAUAAAUGCAUUUAAUUUGGAUACAUUUACAGCAUUAAUACAACGUGGUCCAACCGAUACUUAUUUUGGUUUUUCGGUUGCAUUACAUAAAGAUCGUAAUGUUAGCUGGUUAUUAGCCGGUGCACCAUUAGCACAAACUGAUCAACCAAAUGUUGAACAUGGUGGUGCUGUUUAUCGUUGUUCAAUUGAUUCAAUAAAUACAUGUCAACAAAUACAAUUUGAUCGUACUGGACCAUCGGUUGUUAAAAUAAAAGGACAUGAUUAUCAAGAAGAUGAAAAAUCUAAUCAAUGGUUUGGUGCUACAUUACAUAGUCAACCGGAAGGACCUAUUGUAGCAUGUGCACCAAGAUUUGUUUAUUUUACCAAUAGCCUAACAAGACGAGAUCCAAUUGGUACUUGUUGGAUAUCACGUGGUUCAUUUACCGGUUUUUAUCAAUAUUCACCAUGUCGUAAUAAUAAUUGGGGUUAUCAUCGGCAAGGUUCAUGUCAAGCUGGUAUUGCAGCAGCCGUUACAAAAAAUGGUAAACAAUUAUUUAUCGGUGCACCGGGUAGUUUAUAUUGGCAAGGACAAAUAUUUGAACAUGAUUUAGAAUUAAUGACAAGUAUUCAAUCGAAAAAUAAAGCACUUUCAUCCGAAGAUGAUAGUUUUCUUGGAUAUUCAAUAACUGUUGGACAAUUUUCCGGUCUAAAUGAUCGUAAUUAUGAUGCUGCGGUUGGUAUGCCAAAAGGAAAUAAUCAUACCGGUAAAGUUGUUAUAUUUAAUUCAUUAUUACAAAAUAUUGCCAAUAUUAGUGGUGAACAAAUGGGAUCAUAUUUUGGUUAUUCAUUAGCAACUGCUGAUAUUAAUGGUGAUGGUUUAGAUGAUAUUAUCAUCGGUGCACCAUUAUAUUCAUCACCAAAUGAAAAAGAUCAAAGCUAUGAAAAAGGUCGAAUCUAUGUUGCAUUACAAAAUCGUGAUCAUCAAUUUCGUAUAAAAUCUGAAAAUGGUUUUGUUAGUGGUAAAACAAGUAAAGGACGUUUUGGUCUUUCAAUUGCAUCAUUAGGUGAUAUAAAUAAAGAUGGUUUUGAUGAUUUAGCAGUUGGUGCUCCGUAUGAUGGACCAAAUUCAAAUGGAAUUGUUUAUAUUUUGCUUGGAUCACGUAAUGGAAUUAUAACGGAAUUUUCACAAACAAUACAUGCUGAAGAUAUAUCGGAUCCAGGAUUACGUACAUUUGGUUAUAGUUUAUCUGGUGGUAUGGAUAUUGAUUCAAAUACUUAUAAUGAUUUAUUGAUUGGUGCAUAUCAAUCCGAUCGUAUUAUAUUAAUGAAAGCCAGACCAGUUGUUAAUGUAACAGCAACAUUACAAACAACAAAAGAUAAUAUUAAUCUUGAAGAUCGUGAUUGUACAACAAAUGAUGGUAAUCGUGCACUUUGUGUUACAAUCAAAGUUUGCCUAUCAUAUUCCGGUGUUGGUGUUGAUAAUAGACUUGAAUUUCAUUAUCGAACAACGCUAGAUGCAAGUGUAUCAUCAACAAUGCCCCGUUUAUAUUUUCUACAUAAAGAACAUGAAAAUGAAGAAGAAUUGGUUACAAUUUUAAGCAAAGGACAAACAUGGUGUAAAGAACGUCAAGCAUAUUUUAUUAAUAAUGUUCGUGAUAAAUUAACACCAAUCAAUAUAACAUUAGAAUAUUGGCUACCAAGAAUGUCACGUUCAUCAUCAUCAUCAUCAUUAUUGGAUCAAAAUAAUAUUCCUAUUGAAUAUCCGAUGGGAACAAUAUCGGUUGAUUCACGUUUAACACCUAUCCUAAAUAAUGUACAGCCAAGUUUUUUAAGUAAACAAUUAUCGAUUAGAAAAAAUUGUGGCUAUGAUAAUAUCUGUAAACCUGAUCUAUCAUUAUCGGCUAAAUUAAAUGUAGAUGAAUAUGUUGUUGGUAGUCGAAAAAAAUUAUUAAUGUCCGUUUGGAUUAAAAAUCAAGGUGAAGAUUCAUAUGAAACAAUAUUCAAUAUGCGUAUGCCAUAUGAUGUACAAUAUAUUCGUAUAAAUAAAUCGGCUGCACAUCCGGAAAUUGUUUGCUAUGGUGCAAGACCAGAAUUAACUGGUGUUAAUGAUUUAACAUGUGAUAUUGGCAAUCCAUUACGAUCGGGUAAAACAGCUGAAUUCAUUAUCAUUAUGGAACCGGCAAAAAUUAAUUCAGCAACAACACCAAAUUAUCUAUUUUUAAUGAAUGUAACAAGCGCUAAUAUUGAAAAUGAAAAUCAAUUAGAAAAUAAUCGUUAUGAAAUUGGUAUACCAUUACGUGUACAAGCUGAUUUGAAUAUAUUUGGUUUAUCCGAACCAGAAGUUAUUUCAUAUAAUUAUUCUACGUUGGAAACAUGGAAAAAACCACAAAAUCUUGAAGAUAUUGGCCGAGAAUUUAGUCAUUCAUAUACAGUACAGAAUAAAGGUAUGACAACAAUUAGUCGUGCUGAAAUCACAAUAUUAUGGCCAACAAGAGAUCUACGAGGAAAUUUUCUAUUCUAUCUAAUCGAUCAAGUACAAAUAAAAGGUCGUCCAAAUAAAGGUUUCUGUCGUACAAUUACACGUGAUGAUCUUAAUCCACUUGGUUUAAAGUCUCGUAGAUCAAAUAAUCAUCAUUUGAUUCAUCGUCAAACAAGAGCAUUACCAAAUAUUUUCAAACGAAAACAAACGACAACGACGACUGAAGAUUCAGAAGAAGCUGAACUUCAGGCCAAAUAUAAAGCACUUACAAGUUCAUGUUUGGAUGUUGCAAAAUGUACAAAAAUCGAAUGUAUAGUACAAGAAUUAGAAACAAAUGAAAGUGUUGUAUUUACAAUACGAUCACGUUUCUGGAAAGAACAAAUUCAAUUAGUUGGAUUAGAAGAAUUUGAACAAUCAUCAAAAAUGAUUGCAAUGAUCACUGCCUUACCAUAUGAUGUACAUAAAAGUUUUCUACAGCCAACAAUACAGACAAUUAAAACAAAAAUAUUCGUUACCGGUAUGGGACGAAUAGAAUUAAUUCCAUUAUGGUUAAUAAUUGCCGCCAUUCUAAUUGGUUUGCUCAUAUUAGCAAUAUUGGCUUGUUGUUUAUGGAAAUUAGGAUUCUUUAAACGUAAACGUCCACCAAGUUCAUCAUCCGAUCGUGAACCGCUUCGUAAUUCAUCACUUUAGGACUAUUUUUUUUUUCUUC
Molecule: messenger RNA, 3639 nt
Organism: Dermatophagoides pteronyssinus (European house dust mite)
Lineage: Eukaryota; Metazoa; Arthropoda; Arachnida; Sarcoptiformes; Pyroglyphidae
Product: integrin alpha-PS2-like
Biological process (GO): cell adhesion mediated by integrin; integrin-mediated signaling pathway; cell-matrix adhesion
Cellular component (GO): external side of plasma membrane; integrin complex
Molecular function (GO): integrin binding
Source: RefSeq, a predicted model, not a curated record